AUGACCAUUAACGACUUACGCAAGAAAACAUCUGACGAGAAACUGGCGAAGAAAGCAAAAAAUCUUAUUAAGGAGUGGAAAAAUUUGGUCGAUAAACGAGAGGACAAGAAGGAAAAGGCACCUAAAAAUGAGCCAUCGUCUUCAAACUCGGCUAAAAACAAUGGGUCAGUAUCGAAUCAGCAAGCUCCAAAAGUCACACCAGCGACGAGUCAACCACCGGCUCCUCUUCCAAACCAAUAUCAUUCAUCCAAUUUUCCUCCCAAGCAUUUAGAAAAUGACGAGGUUAGGUUAAAAUCAGCGCAGAUGAUUUUGAAUGCUCUCAGAUACGCAGAGCUUCCAGUUGGCACUCUCGAUCCUGAGGAUAUCGCCGUCAGAGUGGAAGAGAAAUUAUUUAGCGUGCACAAAGGCACUGGAGACAAAUACAAAGCCGCUCUUCGCAGUCGUGUUUUUAAUCUUAGAGACAAGAAGAAUCCAGCGCUCAGGCAUGUGUAA
Ostertagia ostertagi is the source of this 492-nucleotide messenger RNA. Lineage: Eukaryota; Metazoa; Nematoda; Chromadorea; Rhabditida; Trichostrongylidae. The record is from the annotation of a GenBank genome assembly.